CCGCGGUUUUCAAAUUGUAACGUUACUGUUUUUAACUAAACGUUAAAAAAUCUUGUAGUGUUUAUGCAUACCAAUAACCAUAACAGUCAAAUUUAUUCAAAUCCUACAUUCACAAAUUAUCUACGAAAUGCAACCUACUUGUUGAUUGACAUAUGGUUACUUUCAUUAUAAAUACUCAAAUAGCAUACGAUUAAUUAUUAGCUUCAGUUGAUUAUUUUCAUCUCGUUAAUUUUUACGAUAAAACUUUGCUUUGGAAAAGAUCUUUAUUUUCAAUGCUUCAUAAUAAAUCUGAAUCAUUUGCACCUUCUGUUGGGAAUGAAUUAACUAGAAAUUUUAAGAAUUUUGGUGAACCUGUGUAUGUAAAUGUAUAUCAUUUGCAUUGGCCUAAUGGUUUAAAAAUGGGUGCUUAUCAUACUGGAACUGUAGUAUACGAUAGAGAAUUCGGUUUUGGUGGACAUCCAUUUGCAAGUAGUGGUAUCUUCCAGACUACACCAAUGGAUAUUGAUAGUUUAGGUGAAGAAAUUUCAUUCAAAGAAAGAUUAUAUAUGGGUCGGACGUAUUUAUCAAAAAAAGCUGUAGAACGUUUACUUGCUAGUUUGGCUGAUGAAUUCCGUGGUGACGCUUACCAUUUACUACAUUUCAAUUGUAAUCAUUUCACUUCACAGUUUGUUGAUAUAUGCGAAAUGAUAUCAUCAAACAGAACUUGACUAGGUUCCAGUUUUACAUAUGUAUUUAUUAGUAGAUACAUAUUGUAUUCUGGCAAACAUUAUUUUCACUGAAUCCCCUGCAAAUUAUGUUUAAUUUUGAAUUUGAUAGAAUUUGGGUUUAUACUAUCCAGCUUCUAUAAUUAAAACUGUUAUGUCACGGUGUUUUACCUAAAUGGAUUAAUCGAUUAGCUCGUAUUGUAUCUGGAUUACCAUUUAUUGAAACUUUUCUACCACCUCACUGGAUUCGACCAAGUUUAAUGUAUGACUGUGAAUUCGAUGAUUUAAGUAAUGAUGAUGAUGAGGAAGAAAGAACAAUAGAAGAUAUAAAUCAGAAUAAUCAAAAUGCACAUUUGGUUAAUGGAAAUAUUAAUAAUAACAAUAAUAAUCAGAUUGUUUGUUACAAAAACGAAGAUGAAGAUCUCUCCAUAACAAAGUCAUUUACUGAGAAACCAUGUUUUCAAUUUGUUCAUUCCACAUCUACGAAUAAUGGUCAUGUUCCGUAUAGAACUACUAAUAAUACAGUGAAUAAUGAUGAAACGUCUACUGACCAUUCGGAUAAUCAUCACCAUGACUCUUCAUUAUUUCAACUAAGGAUGGUUUAGUUUUAAAAAUGAACAACAAAACUUGCCUUUUUUCCUUACAUUUUUGCGCUCAAUCAAUGUAAAAAAACAGUGUUACUGUGUACAGAUUGAUAAUAUAUCUUUUCAAGUCUAUCAAAUGAACAGAAGGAAUGAUUACUUUUCAUUAUUUUUUGAUUAAUUUUACAUGACAAUAUCUUAAAUAUACUGAAUAAGUUCUGUACAUUCCAGUAUGUAUCGUUUUUCUAUGAACUAUGUAUCUUUCAUAUUCAACAGGAUCUGUAGUUUGUGUUGAAAAGAUAAUUCGUUACUUUGAUCUUCAUCAAGUAUCCCCGUUUUUUUCUAUGAUAGUCUUUCAAAACUUGUGUUGUUCGCACUUGUUGUCUGGUUAAUUAUCCGUUUACUGAUGUGAAUUUACUUUUUUUUCUCAAUUGAAUUGUUUACUUUGCUAAUUAUUAUUAUUAUUAUUUUCCGUUUGACAGUUCGAGACUCCACCAUCUUACCAAUUUCCUCUUCUCUUUGAUAAAUUAGGUUAUUUUUUAUCACUGAUUGUACUGUUGAUAAAUCUUCCAUUAUUUACAACGUUACCAAUAUGUUAUACAUAUAUUUUUGCUUUUUUUCAAUUCAAAAUGAAGUAUCCAUUAGAUUAUUUAAUGCUUUGUCUAACCCAUAAAAUUUGUUUGAUCUGGUUAGGGUUUUUCGUGUUGAUGGUAACAUUCAGUUUUGAUAUUCUUAUAGUCUUUGGUGAAUAUUAUAAGCAAUACUGUGAAUUUAAUUUUUCUUGCAAAUGCAUCAUAUUUGGGCAGCUGUAGUGAGCUUCCUGACUUUCACUAGUAGUGAAAACUAGUGGAUUGUCAUGUUUUGUAUAUCCUAAUCAUUAUCAAGUGUUAUUUCUAUGCAGUAACGAGCAUCUGAGUAUGAAGUAUCGUUUACAUUGAAAGCAUUAUAUACUCAUAAUUAAGAGAUUUUUAUGAAAAUAUGAUUGUCAUAUACUUUGGUAUGGCUAGUUUUAUUACAUAGUAAGUCAACCUAUUGUACAGAAAAUUAACGUCUUCUUAAACUCAUUGAGUUGAUAAUGUAUGUGUGAUGAAAUCGGAAACGGUCUUUUUGUUACCCUUGCAAAUUAGUUGCGUAUGAAUAAAUAAAUGUUUAGUUCGAUUCACGCCAUUUUAAGAAUAUUUAUCGAACCUAAUAUAGAGAAAGAACUUUAGUAGCUUAUUAUCAGUGGAAAGAGGCGUUAAGCUAAAUACAAUUAACAGGAGUUCCCGACUGAAUGUGAGGUAUUCCGGCUCACAUCCUUGCAAUUUUUAUUAAUUGUCACUGGUUGUCUGCCAAUUGCAAAAUCAGAGGCAUCAGUUAGCUCGUUUUUAUUGCCAAGUAGCAAACACUGAACUCCCAGUUCAUUCGAACUCCUAUAGGUAUCAAGGUGACUUAGAAGUCUCGAGUUCUGUUUCUAGAAAUAUCUCCCUAUUAUGAUUCGCCAUAUAACUAUCUUUAACGUAU
Messenger RNA from Schistosoma haematobium, 2788 nucleotides. RefSeq names its product Desumoylating isopeptidase 2. Lineage: Eukaryota; Metazoa; Platyhelminthes; Trematoda; Strigeidida; Schistosomatidae. Gene Ontology annotation, molecular function: deubiquitinase activity. The transcript has 7 exons. Gene Ontology annotation, biological process: protein deubiquitination. Bases 273 to 707 code for a protein of 144 amino acids. The record is from RefSeq and is a predicted model, not a curated record.